AUGCCGAAGCCUCUGCUACGGCACCCAUCCAACCCUGUCCCAGACCAAUGUCCCCGCGCUCCCCUUCCCGACUCCAUACACGAGCUCGCAUCGCGCGUCUUCGGUUCCGGAAAGUCCGGGAACAGGAAAUUUCUAACCGCGCACAAGGGCACUAGAAAUGCCGCGCGGAAAGGCCAGGAUGAGGCGGGGACGGCGGGGCAGCGGGUCGUGGCGACGGCGGGGUUCGUGUCAAUCGAGGCGGCGUCCGUGAUGCAGCAGGCGCUGCGGCUGUGGUCCAUGAUGAGUCCCGUGGAGAUCGAACGGCUCAUGACCAGCCUCCAGGACACGGCCCUCAUUCUCUUUGUCUACCACGAUCCCGUGCACCUCUGGACACUCGCUGGGCUGGAGCUGAUGGAGAGUCUGGAGAAGCUGGCGGAGCGGGUGGCGGCGAUGGGGAUGAAGUGCGAGGAGACGCGGCUGCACGGGCUGGCGUUCUAUUUCAACGAGCUGCGCCACCCCGCCACCCAGUUCCCCGCCUUCCGCCUGCAGCCGGGCGAGCAGGAGAGCCUCAUGUGCUACAUGCGGGAGCAGGUGGAGCGAGUGGAGGAGCUGCGGCAGUGCAUGGAGCGGAUCAACACUGUGCGCUCCAGCAUCAAGAAGAUGCAGGGGCUGGUGUCGCAGUCGUCUGCCUCCUCCAACCUGCUGGCGGAGCUCGAAUCCGCCUCAGAGGACUACGAGCUCGACGACAACCACCCCCCCCAGUGCGUCCUCCCAUGCAUGCAUGCCUCUCCUUGCUGCACAUGCCUUGCUCUGCCAUGCCUUCACCCGCCCCACUCCUCUGCCUCCUCCAACCUGCUGGCGGAGCUCGUAUCCGUCUCAGAGGACUACGAACUUGACGACAACGCCCCCCCCCAGUGCGUCCUCCCAUGCAACGCACCCACUUGUUGCUGUAUACCACUUCGUGCCACAUACCACUAUGUGCCACACAUGCCCUCACCUCACAUGUCUGGUCACAUGCCAGUCAACCGCAUUCCACCCGCAUGCCAAGAACAGCAUUUCCCCACACCCCUGCCUCCUGCAACCUAUGACUCGACUCACAGAGCUGCAGGCGAGGACCCUUUGGGCAGUGGAGCUGGACCACGUUGUCAGGGUGGGUGGGACGAGGGGGGGUGUGAGGGUGUAGGGGGAAACGGCUUUGAUAGAGCUGCAGGCGAGGACGCUUUGGGCAGUGGAGCUGGACCACGUUGUCAGGGUGGGUGGGACAAGGGCGUAUGGGAGGAGGGCGGGUGGGAGGGGGCUGAAUGGGAGGAGGGUAGUGUUUGGCAUCGACGCCCACUCGGAGUAGAGCACGCAAUUCAACCUUUCCUUUCCCCUCCCUCUCCAUCCCACCAGAUCCUCGUGCUAACCAUCUUCAUGGUCCGAGACCGUGUGCUCUCUGUCUUCGGCAUCGACGCCCACUCCGACGAGAGCCUGUUUGAGAAUUCUCUCCCCUUUCUCCCCCAAACCCUUCCCCUUUCCUUCCCCCUCUCCCCCUUUCCUCUCCAGAUCCUCGUGCUAACCAUCUUCAUGGUCCGAGACCGUGUGCUCUCUGUCUUUGGCAUCGACGCCCACUCCGACGAGAGCCUGUUUGAGAAUUCUCUCCCCUUUCUCCCCCAAACCCUUCCCCUUUCCUUCCCCCUCUCCCCCUUUCCUCUCCAGAUCCUCGUGCUAACCAUCUUCAUGGUCCGAGACCGUGUGCUCUCUGUCUUCGGCAUCGACGCCCACUCCGACGAGAGCCUGUUUGAGAAUUCUCUCCCCUUUCUCCCCCAAACCCUUCCCCUUUCCUUCCCCCUCUCCCCCUUUCCUCUCCAGAUCCUCGUGCUAACCAUCUUCAUGGUCCGAGACCGUGUGCUCUCUGUCUUCGGCAUCGACGCCCACUCCGACGAGAGCCUGUUUGAGAAUUCUCUCCCCUUUCUCCCCCAAACCCUUCCCCUUUCCUUCCCCCUCUCCCCCUUUCCUCUCCAGAUCCUCGUGCUAACCAUCUUCAUGGUCCGAGACCGUGUGCUCUCUGUCUUUGGCAUCGACGCCCACUCCGACGAGAGCCUGUUUGAGAAUUCUCUCCCCUUUCUCCCCCAAACCCUUCCCCUUUCCUUCCCCCUCUCCCCCUUUCCUCUCCAGAUCCUCGUGCUAACCAUCUUCAUGGUCCGAGACCGUGUGCUCUCUGUCUUCGGCAUCGACGCCCACUCCGACGAGAGCCUGUUUGAGAAUUCUCUCCCCUUUCUCCCCCAAACCCUUCCCCUUUCCUUCCCCCUCUCCCCCUUUCCUCUCCAGAUCCUCGUGCUAACCAUCUUCAUGGUCCGAGACCGUGUGCUCUCUGUCUUCGGCAUCGACGCCCACUCCGACGAGAGCCUGUUUGAGAAUUCUCUCCCCUUUCUCCCCCAAACCCUUCCCCUUUCCUUCCCCCUCUCCCCCUUUCCUCUCCAGAUCCUCGUGCUAACCAUCUUCAUGAUCCGAGACCGUGUGCUCUCUGUCUUCGGCAUCGACGCCCACUCCGACGAGAGCCUGUUUGAGAAUUCUCUCCCCUUUCUCCCCCAAACCCUUCCCCUUUCCUUCCCCCUCUCCCCCUUUCCUCUCCAGAUCCUCGUGCUAACCAUCUUCAUGGUCCGAGACCGUGUGCUCUCUGUCUUCGGCAUCGACGCCCACUCCGACGAGAGCCUGUUUGAGAAUUCUCUCCCCUUUCUCCCCCAAACCCUUCCCCUUUCCUUCCCCCUCUCCCCCUUUCCUCUCCAGAUCCUCGUGCUAACCAUCUUCAUGGUCCGAGACCGUGUGCUCUCUGUCUUCGGCAUCGACGCCCACUCCGACGAGAGCCUGUUUGAGAAUUCUCUCCCCUUUCUCCCCCAAACCCUUCCCCUUUCCUUCCCCCUCUCCCCCUUUCCUCUCCAGAUCCUCGUGCUAACCAUCUUCAUGAUCCGAGACCGUGUGCUCUCUGUCUUCGGCAUCGACGCCCAUUCCGACGAGAGCGUGUCAGAGAACGAGACACUGGGUUCGGCGGGCCUGGCGCUGCGCUAUGCGCGCAUCAUACUGCUCGCAGAGAAGCUCAUGAAGUACCCCUUCAUGGCUGCUGGCGGCACCACCAGCUGUUUUGCAUGCCGACCAACGCCCAACGACGUGCCCACAGUGCUGCCCGUUGGACCGUUGAAUGGCCUAGCAAGUAUCUUUCCUCUCCUCCCCAUCCGUUCCCCCUACCCGCCUCCCCCCUUCAGGGACGAGCUGUUUGGCAUGCUGACCAACGACAUGCGCACCAUACUAGCAGGCCGCCUCGUCCCGGUAAUGAAGGAGGAGCAGCAGAAGCGCGAGCAGGAGGAGGAGGCUCGGCGCCGAGCCGGCCUCCCCCGAGCCGCCUCCUCAGACUCGGAUGAAGACGAGGACGGGUUCGUGUGGCUCGGGAGCAAGGGGGGAGCAGCGGGAGGAGGGGGCGCAGGAGGGAAGGGAGGAGGGCAGGGAGGGAAGGGAGGGAAGGAAGGAGAAGACGAGGAGGAGGCGGAAGCACCGUGGGAGCGGAAACUCAAGUGGGGGAUGGAGUUUCUCCCAACCCUCGCUCGCAACACCAUCACCUUUUCCGAGCUCAAUUCCAUCCGGAAAACCUCUGUCACAUCGAGCAACCACGUGUUGCGAGUCCAAACCCUCUUCCACGCGCAAAAGGACGCCGUCAGCGCAACCCUGAUCGACUCCUUAGAAGGCCUCUCGCUCCUUGUUGCAUCUGAUCCGUCCAAUACCACGCAGAUCCGAUCGAAGAAAGCCGCUGCGCUGGCGGCCGCUCGGGCAGAGAAAGCCCAGGCGAAGUCGGGCGAGCCGCGGCAAGUGCUUGUAACGGGGAUAUUUAAAGCGAAGCGGACGACAAGCUGUAGCCCCACGGACGGGAUUGGCAGCUCCCCUCUGCUGCUCUCCCAGUCGUCUCUCUCCUCUUCCCUCCUCUCCUCUUCCUCCUCCUCCGUCGCCCCCUCUGCGUCCCCCUUUAGGUCAUCUUCUGCCUCUGCUGCUGUCCUGGCUGCUGCGAUGGGGGGAGACGGGAGGGACUCUGCUGCCGCUGCUCUGCGGGCGAUAAGAGGAGGAGGAGGAGGGGGAGGAGGGGGAAAAGGAGGGGGAGUUUUGAAAAUGCCUUUUGUUAAGGGAGGCAAGCAGGCGGGCGCUAAGGGUGGUGCUGCAGCGCCUGCUGCGAAAGCUGCUGGUGGUGGGGCUGGCACGGGGAAGGUUCCAGGAAAGGUGAAGCCGCUUUGGGAAGAGGAUACAGACGAGCAAGACCUCGUGAGAUCCGUUCUGUCGACGUGCCAGGAGGAGAGAGAUGGGGGCGAGAAGGGAGCAGCGGGGAGAAGAGAGCAGGUGCGGGCGAGAGAGACAGGAGGCAAGAUGAUGAUGCGUGGCGGAUCGGAGAAAGAGAGGAAAGGAAAACCUGUGAAACCCUUGUGGGAAGAAGAUACAGACGAUGAGGAUUUAGUGAGGUCUGUGACUCUACCUGUGAGGAAGGACGGGGUUGGGAGCAAGGGAGGGCAGGAGGGGGCUGGGGAGGAGGGAGGGAAGAAGAAAAUGCUAUGGGAGGAAGAUUCCGAUGAUGAGUCGCUGGUUCGCGCGGUAACCGCAUCUGCUACCACCGUCGCUGCAGCUGUUACAGCUGCUGGGGUGGGCGUGGUAACCAGAGGGACUGGGGGGGCUGCAGGUGCUGGUGGGGGUGGGAGAGGUGGUGGAGGAGGGGGAAGAGGUGGUGGAGGGGGGGGAAGAGGUGCUAGUGGUGGGGGUCGAGGGGCUGGCGAAGGGGGGAGAGGGGCAGGUGGGGGGCAGAAGAAGGUGCAGCCUCUGUGGGAGGAAGACUCUGAUGAUGAGAGUCUGGUUCGUGCUGUCACCGCUGCUUCGUCUGCCCCUGCUGGUGGUAACGUUGGGGGCAUUGCUGGUGGCAGUGCUGCUGCGGGCAAUGGGGGGGGGUCACGCUCGUCGGUGCAAGCGGUGACGCCGCGAGGAGCUCGCAUGCAGCGAUUGGACGCGGCGAAAUGGGCAGACGAGCGAGGAGCGCGAGGGGAUGGGGAGCGGGGAGAGCGGGGAGAGCGGGGGGACGGAAGAGAAGGGCGCGAUGGGCAAGGAAGGCGAGACGCUCGCAUGCAGCGGUUGGACGCAGCGAAGUGGGCAGAGGGGCGGGAGGAGAGAGACGGGCGAGAUGCGAGAGAAGGACGAGAAGGGAAAGCAGGAGGAGGAGGGGGAGGGGGAGCGAGAGGAGGGGGAGGGGUUGGGGGAGGGGGAGGAGCGAAGGGAGAGAGAGGAGGAACGAAGGCUCGGCCGUUGUGGGAGGAGAAUGCAGAGGAUGAGGACAUGGUGAGGGCCGUUGCUGUGCCCACCCUCCGCUCUGCCACCCCCCCUCCUCGCUCUGCCACCCCACCUCCCCGCUCUGCCACCCCCCCUCCUCGCUCUGCCACCCCCCCUCCCCGCUCUGCCACCCCCCCUCCUGUGGUACCGAUAGCCUCUGGUCGUGGAGCGGCAGGGAGAGCGGAUGCAGGGAUGGGAGGGAGGGUGGAGGAGAGGGCAGGUAGGAGGGCGGAGGGGAGAGGUGAGGGGAGGGUGGAUGGGAGGGGUGAUGGGAGGGUGGAUGGGAGGGGUGACGGGAGGGUGGAUGGGAGGAGGGAAGAGGGGGCGGUGGAGGGGAUGGUGGAGGGGACGAAGGGACGAGCGGAAUUCAUGCGUCUGGCAGAAGAGGGAGAGGGCUGGGAGGAAGGGGAGGAGGAGUGGGAAGAGGGCGAGGGCUGGGAGGAGGGAGUGGAGGAAUGGGAAGGGGAAGAGGGCGAGGAGGAAUGGGAGGGGGAAGAGGGAGAGGAGGAGCAAUAUGAGCCGGUCGUGAAGGCUGGGCAGGCGAGCAGAAAGGAGGGCACAGGCGGGAUCAAGCAGCCAUUGGCGCAGGAUGAAUGGCAGAGGCAGCAAGCGGAGCAGGAGGCAUGGGAACAAGAGCAACUGGAGCAGGAGAAGUGGGAGCAGGAGCACCCGAAUGAGCAGCAGAGGCAGGUGCAGAAGCCAAAGCAGCAAGUGACCUGGGACCAGCAUCACUCACAGGAGGACGGCGAGGAGGAAUAUGAAGGAGAGGAGUAUGAAGGAGAUGAGGAGGAGUAUGCAGAAGAGGAAGAAGAGGAAGAGCCGGUGGUGCCUGUGAGAGCCAUGGCCCGAGCAGCCACCGCACCCACAUCCCGCCUCGAUAAAAUGUCCAAGUCAGCGGGUGCGGAUGCCGGGGGAAAGAAGAAGAGCGGGAAGAAAACUGCACUGCACCGGGUGGCAUCUGAGUCCACCACUUCUGACCUCUAUGCACCCAGCCAGAAGGCACGGGCAGCAGGGGGGCUUGCGCCUGGUUUGUAUGAGGGGCCUCAGAAGUCGCCUGGUGUGGGGCGGCAGCAGCGGCAGAUGCAUGUUCAUUGGGAUGAAAGCGUGUGCCCUGAUAGGGGGGAGCGAGGGGAGAGAUGGGAGGGAGAAGCAGAGGAGGGGCAGUGGGUGGGUGCGGGUUCGUUGUCUGAAACAGCUGCUUCGGGGAAGGAAGGCAAGAAGGGGAAGGCUGGGAAGAAAGGGUCCCAGCAGGGGAAUGCAGAGGGGGAGAAAGGCGAGAGGGCAGCAGGGGAGGGAGGAACAGGAAAGAAGAAGCAAACCGGGGAAGCGAAGAAGGCUGGGAAGAAGGUUGCAAAGAAGGGUGCGGCGCAGCAGGGGGGUGGGGGAGCGGAGGAGGAGGAGGAGGGGCUGGGAAGGACUGUGAGUGCAGCCUCUUCAGCCUCCCGCUCGUCCUCUGGCACGUCAUCAUCGCCUGCUAAGGGCGAGAGGCGGAAAGCUGGGGAGAAGGAGGGCGGGAAGAAGAGUGGGAAGAAGGCAGGGCAGACCCCCCAGCCGCAGGUGGCAGUGUGGGAGGGGGACGAGGAGGAGGAGGGGCUGUUUAGGGCUGGAUCUUCUGAUGCUGCUGCUGCUGCUGCUGGGGGGAAGGAGAAGGCAGGCUUGCAAGACAGGUACGAGGAAGAGGAGGAAGAGGAGGAAGAGGAGGAGGAGGAGGAGGAGGAGGACGAGGACGAGGAGGAAGAAGAGUAUGAAGAGGAGGUGGAGAGUGAGAGGUACAGAGGGCGGAUGGAGGAAGGGAGUAUAGAUUUCGAUGCCUCUCACCAGGAACUCGCCUUUGGGGCGGGUCAAGGGCGGCAGGAGCAGAGAGGAGUGGUAGGGGGAGGCAGUUUGGACUUUGAUGCUCCCCAACACGAGCUACCCUCUCCCUCUCAAAUGCCGUCCGGAGGGCUGGACAACAGCAGGGGCGACGGCAGGGGCGGAUGGGACCAGGAAUACGGAUACGAGGAGGAGGAGGAGGUGUUGAAGGGAGAGGAUGAGGAGGAGUGGGACGAGGAGGCCGAAGAGGAACUGUAUAACCAAGGAGCAGGCAGAGAAGCAACGGGAGCAGGUGGUGCCAUUACGUCUCUAUCGCCCUCUGCUGCUGCCUUCUACCUUGCCACAACCUCCUCCUUUGGACACGAAGACCCUGUUGACUCCUCCUCGCCAGACACCUCCUCUGGCUUCCCCCCUCCAAAACCAUCCCCCCGGCAAGCUCCUCGCUCACCCUCUGCUUACGCCUCACCUCCCUCUUCCUCUCCAACCGACGCUGCUCCUGCUGCUGCUGGUGCUGCUGCUGGUGCUGGAGCAGGGAAGAAGGAACGGUCAAAGUCGCCCUUAGCUCGGCUAAAGCGCUCCCUCUCCCCUCUCUCUCGCAGGCACGCCUCCCCUGGUAAAUCAGGAUCAGCAGGUAAUAGCACUGCUGCAGCAGCAGCUGCUGCAGUGGCUGCGGCUGGUGGCAGCAGCAUGGGUUCUUUCUCUGAGCUGCAAUCUCAGCCGAGCCUGUCGUCAGGCUCGAUCAGCAGCUCGCCGAGCCAGUCCAUGGAUCGGCAGUCCCCGAGCCUGUUGUUGCUGGAUCGGGUCUCCCCAAGCAACUCAAUGGAGAGAAGGAACCCGCAGGAGCGGGGUGGUUUGGAUCGGGACCGAGGGUCAAUGGAACGAAAUUCCAUGGAGAGGCGAUUGUUUGAUCGCCACUCCUCCUCUCCUUCCCAUGACCGAAUCUGGUCUCCCCGUCACUCCUCUGGGAUGGGUCAACAGCAGCAGCAGGCGGAGGGGUCGGCCUCGCCUGACCUCUCUGCUUCUCCUGACGUUCACGCAGACGGUAGGUCUAUUGGAAGGGAGGGUGGCUCGAGUUUCCGAUCCUCCCUUGCUGCCGUGCUGAUGUCGCCUCCGAUCCUGCGCGGCAGCGCCGGGGGCAGCGCCUUCCCUACCUCCAACUCAGCCUCGGAAGCCUCGUCCCGGCACCCGCACAAGAGCGGGAAAGUCCUCCCGAACCUGCUCCGGCUGAACCUGAAAAAGGACAAGGGAGAGGGACAUAGGGAGGGGAGAGAGGGGCGGGAUAAUCAACCCGGCACCCCACCCUCCCCACUGCUAGAGCAUGUGCUGAAAGGCUAUCCCAUGGGUAACUAUGAUGGAAUCCCAAGGGGUUUGUCCGAAGAUUCAUCUGUUCAAAGGUAUGUGAGAGGCGGUGAGGGGAGUGAGGGCAGCAGCAGUGGGCGGCUGAGUGGUGAGGAUCCGAAAGAGUGGGAGGAGGGCAGGAGGGGAUCCGAUGCGAGGGGGAGUCACAGGGAAAGGGCUGACUUUUCUGGGGAUGCUAUUCGCAAAACGAGCUCGUAUGAGAGGGGUGGGGCAAGGAGUGAGGAAUCAGGGGUGGGUGCCACUGCCAGGGCAGAGUGUCGGUAUUUCCAAGGCCGAGCUGCGAUUGCGAUUCGCAGGCACGGGUCGCUGCUUGCCACGUGGGAAGUCCAAGGGGUUUCCCGUUGGAAUAUUGUGUUUCUCUACUCGGUGAUCGCACCUACCCCUUUCGCUGCUGCCACGUCAGCGCUGAAAAUGGCGACAAUGACGUCAGCCCACAGAGGCCUUACAGCGCUUCCUGCUGCGCAAAGCGCGGGUGCUGGUGAAGUCUCUCGUCGUCCACGUGUCGUCUCAGCCGCAUUCGGCGGUGCAAAGGAGAUUAAGUCGACCUCGUCGAGUCUGGUGGCGCUGAUCCCCUUUAUAGUCGCGGGGGACCCCGACCUGGCCACCACGGAGCGCAUUGGUCGUACCAUCCCCUCAGCCCGCACUUGCACUGAGUUGUUUCACAACAACAUCUUCUUGUGCUGUCCACCCGCUCCCCCGCAGGUGGCGCUGAUCCCCUUUAUAGUUGCGGGGGACCCCGAUCUGGGCACCACGGAGCGCAUUGGUCGUACCAUCCCCUCAGCCCGCACUUGCACUGAGUUGUUUCACAACAACAUCUUCUUGUGCUGUCCACCCGCUCCCCCGCAGGUGGCGCUGAUCCCCUUUAUAGUGGCGGGGGACCCCGACCUGGCCACCACGGAGCGCGCGCUGAAGCUGCUGUGCGAAACGGGCGCUGACGUCAUCGAGCUGGGCGUGCCUUACUCGGACCCGCUCGCUGACGGACCCGUUAUCCAGGCAUCUGCCACCCGAGCCCUGGCGAACCACACAGACCUGCAGUCGGUCAUCGACCUCCUCAAACGGGUUACCCCCUCCCUGUCGGCGCCCAUAGUCCUCUUCACCUACUACAACCCCAUCAUGAAGCGCGGCGUCAACAAGUUCAUGGGGGAGAUUAAAGCCGCUGGGGCGGCGGGCAUAGUGAUGCCGGACGUGCCUUUGGAGGAGACCAAGGUGCUGCGGGAGGUUGCCACAGCCAACGGGCUCGAACUGGUUCUGCUAACAACGCCCACCACCCCCACCGAGAGAAUGGGAGCCAUUGCUGACGUCACCCAGGGCUUCCUCUACCUUGUGAGUCUAACAGGAGUGACAGGCGAGCGGCAGGCAGUGCAGGGGCGGGUGGAGCAGCUUCUAAAAGACAUCAAGGCAUCCACAGACAAGCCCGUCGCCGUUGGAUUUGGCAUCUCUGCACCUGAGCAUGCUAAGCAGGUGGUGUCAUGGGGAGCAGACGGAGUGAUCGUGGGGUCAGCGCUGGUGAAGCUGCUGGGGGGCAGUGACACAGCAGAGGAGGGGCUGGCAAAGGUCGGUGCUCUCAUGCGGUCGCUCAAAGCAGCAACAGCCCGCAACCUGCAGACGGCUUAA
Molecule: messenger RNA, 10095 nt
Organism: Closterium sp. Naga37s-1
Lineage: Eukaryota; Viridiplantae; Streptophyta; Zygnematophyceae; Desmidiales; Closteriaceae
Source: the annotation of a GenBank genome assembly